AGUUACUGAACAUCAGCAGGUUGUUCAAGCAAGAGAUCUCACGAAGCCCGGAGGACGCCACUUAUUGCCUUGCCAGUAGUAUCUGGUGAACAUGUUGUGACAGCACAGUACAACGUAACGAUCGAUAUAUGUUUGCAGCAGUGUGGACACUGUACAUUAUCCGCUCUAUUGUCUCCUCAGUGGCCUAUCGUGUUUCGUGGAACAUAUUGUGUGUUUGUUGUAUAACGACGCACUCAACACAAAUUCUGUCAGUAAUUAAUCAAUUCAUCGACUUAAUCAUCGCAUUAAUCACUGCUCGAUCUUCGCACUGAACACUGCAUUAAAUGCAGAGGAAUUCAGAGGACUACACAGUCACAGAUAUAUUGGAUUAUUAACGCAGGAAAAGGUCCUAUCCCUGAUUGAAAGAUCGGAAAAGACAGGUAACCAAGCGGGAAAAGUAUGGAGUAUUUCAUGAGAAAUAGGAACAAACAGAUAUUUGCGGGUGCCGUUAUUUUAACGGUGUGUCUGAUCCUGGGAGUUACAGUCAAAUGGGGUUCACGUGAAGGAGUGCCAGAAACGCAAGAGACGGGUCCCAAGGUUACGCUGCUACAAGACUUCAAGGCGAAAAUAAAAGCACAAGAGACGGGUCCCAAGGUUACGCUGCUACAAGACUUCAAGGCGAAAAUAAAAGCACAAGAGACGGGUCCCAAGGUUACGCUGCUACAAGACUUCAAGGCGAAAAUAAAAGCUUUUCAAACUGCAGGGUUUUGGAAACCCAACCCGCCUCUGAAGUCCUGCAGCGAGACACCAGGAUCCACUCCAUGCUACGACACAAAGUGCAGCAACAGGACUGCUCAGGGAUUUGAGGAAAGAUUACAGAGUGUCAUGCAGCUUACAGAAACUGUCAAUACAACUCUGAGGGAUCACAUCAUGGAGGUGAUGAAAGUCCGGCAUUCUGGCACGCGGGUUCUUAUAGUAACAGGCGCGUCGUCCGAUCACUUCCUUGAAUCCCAGGGCUUGGUUCAGAGCCUUCACCAGAACGUGUUCCCUGAGCUGGAUAACUACACCUUUGUUUACUACGAUCUUGGGCUGGAUUCAAAGCAGAGAGAACAGUUGAAGAAACAUUGCCGGUGCGAGGUACGACGGUAUCCUGUUGAGAAAAUGCCACACAUGCACCAAAAACUAAGAUGUUACACGUGGAAACCAUUCAUUAUUGAGGCAAACAUUCGCUCCACGGACAUUUUGAUUUGGGCCGAUGCAUCCGUAAGAUUCCAAAAGUCCACAAUUGGACCACUCAUCAAAGAAGCCAACACGAAAGGCGUCAUCAUGCCAGUGGACCCUCCACAAUAUGCAAUCUCAGAUCACGUACAAAAAAUAACAUUUGAUUAUUUCAGUGAACAGACAUGUCAUUUUGCUCAGGUGGGCGAGAUGGCAGCGACUUUUCUAGUUUUUAAGAAUGAGCGUUUCAUCAGGGAGGCGAUACUCAAGCCCUGGAUCGCAUGUGCAUUGGAUUCCAGAUGCAUGUGCCCUUCCGGCCCAGAGAAGCUUAUAGUGUGUUAUACACACGUCAGAAAAUAUAACAAAUGUCACAGGUUUGACCAAGCAGCUCUGAAUGUACUUCUAGCCAAAUUGUUCUGGGGCAAUGAGCAAUCAUUUACUCCGUCUAGAAAAUACAUUAACAUACAGAAAGAGGAUAAAGUACACUAUUUUGAUCACUUAGGAAUAUGAUGUUCACUGAAAUGCCCUUGCACUUGUUAAGCUUUAAGUUUUUUUCUGAAAUUGUGCCUAGAGUGAGUGAGUGAGAUUAUGCUAUACGUCACAUCGGCAAUAUUUGAGCCAUAUCGUGACGAAUGCCUAAAGCAGUAAUGGUAGAAGUAACAGUAAUAACCUGAUGACAUUGGUCACACUGGGGUUUAAUUAGGAGGUUAUUGAAAACAAUCACAUAUUGAUAGCCUUGACGUUAUACAAGUAAAGUGAAAUGUGGUUUAAUGUUGCGCUUAAGAUUAUUGCAUUCAUGUUGUGACGUGCAUGCGCAAAGUGUGUGUGUGUGUGUGUGUGUGUGUGUGUGUGUGUGUUUGUGUGUGUGUGUGUCUUUUGCUAUGGCACGGCUAGGGGAACGAAUAUCGAAUCUUCUGCUUUCCUGGCAGAUGCUCUAUCCACCUCACCACAGAGGUGGUUCAGAUCUAAUACCGUAUUCGACGUAAUAAGCGCCCACGGCGAUAUUUGCUAAUAUAUUGGCUAGUGAACAAUCUCAAUUAGCACCCCUUCCGAUUGAUCAAUGUACACAAGACGUAUUUUUUCGCGUAUAAUAAGCACUCGUGUGUUAUAUGCACCUUUAAUUAUGGGCAAUUAAAUUCUGGAGAAAAUAUAUCUGUCGUAUAUAAACGUUUCAGGCUGUCAGCAUAAACCACGAAAUUUAUCCUUUAACUCUGUUUUUUUUCAACCAAAUUCCCCCUAUUUCUAAUCUUGAGAGGGCCCCUGGCGCGUAUUACGUCGAAUACGGUAUAUAGAUUCGAUACUCGUUAAAGAGGAAGUUGGCUGCUCCUUUGCACAGAUAUUCCCGCUAAUGUUUACACAUAGCCAGCAAUGAAUAUGAACUCUAAUUAAACCCUUUGUCUUUCUAACUCAAGCCUAUUGAAUGAAAUAUUAUGUUGAAGUCGUCAGACGAUGUUUGGAGUUUUAAUGAGUUCUAUGAUUGAAAACUGUAUCUGCCUGAAAAUCAGACUGAAAUAUCAGAGCACCGCCAACGUUUAGAACUGGAAAACAUUACUUUUUCUUCGUAAACUUCCGGUGGAUGUCAAUCAUACUUACAUAAACUUGUAACAGUUUGGUUUUCUUCUGAUUGGGUGAGCAAGUGAGUGAAUAUGUUUUGUACGCCGCCUUUAGCAAUAUACCAUCAAAGUCACGGCGGGGGAACCACUAGGCUUCCCCACCGCCCCAAUUUUCCUCUGAAACAUUACUAACCGGUUAAAAAGUCCAACUGCACACCACACACAACAUGUCAAGGAAAGACAUCGUGACUGGUGUGUUAAAUCAUAAAUGAAAUCCAAACCAUUCAUAUAAAUUCGAAGUUUUAUGUUACCUUGUUUCUCACACCACAUCAUAUUCAACAGAGCACCACAGAGCUGUGUUAAAUGCUCCGGCUACAACCAAGCCGUUGUGACUGUGUGACAAUGAAGGUCAUACUGAUGUUCUUUUGUAGAUAUAUAAUGUACGGGACUGGUGAUCCGCAACAAUCUGGCAGAUGCACACCAGGGCCCAUAGCCUCAAACAUAUAUUGAGGACUGUUGCAAUGUAGUUCUUCCAAUGGUGUUAUGGUGAGCUCCGCCAGAUACAUUAUGAGGCAACAUGCAGACACUAUCCCUUCAGUAGACAUAUUUAUACAUGGAUAGUUCUUUUGUACUCUGUUGUAAUACCUUUUCAGUAUUUGGUACGUAUUUAGUACACAAUUCGCCUGGUUAAAUACUUGACUGUAGACAAAUUGCCUUCGACUACACACACGUAUGGAUAUGUGAAAUGCAUAUUUAGCUUGACACUGAAAUAUUUGUGAGGGUAGACUAUUCUAUUGAUGCGUUUUGACAACAAAAUAUAUACAGCCCAUAAACAAUAAGGGAAAUAAAGAGUUGAAUGUA
Molecule: messenger RNA, 3611 nt
Organism: Haliotis rufescens (red abalone)
Lineage: Eukaryota; Metazoa; Mollusca; Gastropoda; Lepetellida; Haliotidae
Exons: 10
Coding region: 439-1707 (422 amino acids)
Source: RefSeq, a predicted model, not a curated record